Molecule: messenger RNA, 1439 nt
Organism: Somion occarium
Lineage: Eukaryota; Fungi; Basidiomycota; Agaricomycetes; Polyporales; Cerrenaceae
Source: the annotation of a GenBank genome assembly
UACUGCUUGAGAAUAACGCUUGCCGGCAGACCUCUGAGAUGCGCCCAAUCCAUGGAUUACAAAAUACGGAUGUUGGGACAAGAGGAGGAUGAACCGUUGCCCAACGGUGCCUGUCGCCCCCAGGACACCGACUUUGAUUUCUUUUGGCUCGAGAGGGGGCAUUUAUGUGCUGCGAUGGAAGUCAGUGACUUAGAUGAGUGCAGAUCUUGCUUUUUGGGAUCAUCUCGGCAGCAGUGUCACUCUGUGACAAAGCUACCAUUCCUGGCCUAUCUAGUUUAGAAUAUUACCGAUUGUAGGCCGGUGUUACGGUCACAAUCCCGAUCAUGUCGACCACGACGACCACGACAGCGGAAAAUGCAGCACAGUUGAGGUUCCCUCCAAAUGUGCAAUACAACGCAUCCAGAACUUACACCGUCAAGUUUCUAUCAUCUUGCUUUGCUGGAGCAGUUGCUGGAGUACUAGGCCUUCAAAAUUGGCUCGGCUUUGCCCUCUUCGUACUUGCAACUCUCCUCACCUCCGCGUGUCUUUAUGUGAAAUGUAAAGCACGUCCUGCAAAGUAUAUGGCAGGUGGCUGGUGGGAACUUGUGAAUCCUGGGCAGGAGAAUAUAUUCUCCUUUGUAUUGGUCUGGACGUUAUUCUACGGUAUGUUUCUAGGAAUUACGCCUUCACUCCACCUCAUGCUAUUUUUUGUCGUUUCCGUCAUGACUACAGGGAUUGUACACGGUAGGACACAGUGGAUCUUAGAAAACCCCUGUACUUCAGCUAACCUUCCUCCUGCCAGUGUAUGAUUAGUUUUGGUACUCAGUCCCAGUAGCUUCACUACCUAUAGCUGUACACACCAGAUACCCAUCAUACAAUGCAGUACGAAUGCCAUGAUGAUGCCUUGUAAUAUAAUCUCAACCGUGGAAGACGUGCAAUCUCCGGAUACUUCAGCAACGCACGAUUUGCCAUUGACCUAACGACUCCAUGUCGUUCUGUAGGCACCGGUGACGAUCCAUAAACUUGCGACGGUGCCUUGCCCAUUACGGGUUCAGAACGUUGCACUAUCCAUGCGUGAGAAAUCGCCUUAUGGUAGCACCUCUUUCGUGUUCCAUCCAGAGCAAGUCAUUGAGGUGGUCACCGGCCAUCUUCCAUUUUAAUGCAAAUAUUGUUCGAACAUAAUCUAGCACCAUCGUCCGCUUGGUAUAAUGACCUGGUCGAUCUUCGUCAACCGAUGUUGUGUGCUGUCUAUUUACUCUCAACAAUCUAGCAACUCAACUGAGGCCGCGAUUCAUGAAGUUGUGACAAGUCACAACAUACUACAGCAUCCACAUGUAUGAGCGAGGUUAGCAGCAUAAUGAAUUCAGUUGGUACCUAUGGACGUUGGCCCGGAGUUUUGUCGGCACCCUUUUGCGGAACUCCGAAAUGUAUCGGUUCCGACCCACUCGCAGAAGGUUGUG